Alnus glutinosa is the source of this 2373-nucleotide messenger RNA. RefSeq names its product protein WHAT'S THIS FACTOR 9, mitochondrial. The record is from RefSeq and is a predicted model, not a curated record. The transcript has a single exon. The coding region runs from base 670 to 1953 and encodes 427 amino acids. Gene Ontology annotation, molecular function: RNA binding. Lineage: Eukaryota; Viridiplantae; Streptophyta; Magnoliopsida; Fagales; Betulaceae.
AAACAGACCUCCAUGGUCAUCGAUAACAUAUUGAAAUUCGGCCCAUGAAAUUUGUUCUUGUGGUUCCCCAAAGUACCGUCCCAGGAAAUACCGGCAAAGCUCAGCUUUCAUCGCCCAAAGACACCAUCUAUUUAACCAUCAGGGAUCAAGCCAAAACACCGAAACCCACAUCAUUCACCACCGCUGCAGCCACCACCCUUCACAAAACCCCGUCAAACUCUACAGCCGCCACCCAUCAGCCAUCAUCUCCGAAGCAUCCCCUUUCCAGAGACUAAAGCAUCGUUCACUCAACACAGAUUUGAAAAAUCCCAACAGCCCGGGUUGCACAAGUCAAAACCUACUGUGGAGGCAACUUCGGUAACUCUCUCAACUCCUCAAACAUUGCCGAUAUUUUGUUGCCUUUGUUUUUCCGUGGUUUGUGUUGCUCCAAAUUCUGAUUUUGGUGUGAUUGUUUGGGCUUUUCGUUCCAAAUUCUCUUUUUAGGCAACAAUUCGAAUCUGGGUUCUCUCAACGAGUUUUUAUUGAUUUCGAACUGACCCAAAUAAAUCCCAGCUCCCAUUUGGAGCAUUUCCUUUGUUUUCAAUAAUGAUUCAGCCCAAUCGAACUUCUUGUUUACCAAAGUUUAGUUUCUUGGACCCAUUCCAUGGUUAUUUUUAUCACUAGAAGAAAAUGGUCCAGUGGUUGUUUUUCGGAAGGGUUGGAGGGUUGAGUUUUCUCUAUGAAUGUCAGCGAGGAUUUAAUUACCAGCAGAAGUGUGGUUUGGUGAAUGUAAAGUUGAAAUGGGUGAAAGACAGGGCACUGGAUGCUGUUGUAACUGGUGAGAGGGAUAUCAGAGCAGCUUGGGUUCUUGUUUCCAUUAUCUCUUCUACUUCUCGGCAAUGUGUUCCCAUAUACUACCUCUCUCGCCAUCGUGGGCAACUUGGUCUACCCCAUGAUCUUAAGCUCUCCACCUUUGUUAGGAGAUAUCCUACUGUUUUUCGCGAGUCUCAUGUUUUUGACAGUGGAGGCACUCUUGUCCCCUGUUUCAGCUUGACUCCUGAAGCAUUAGAACUCCACCAAGAAGAACUCGAUGUUGCUGAGCAGAAUCAGAUGGAUCUUGUCAAUAGGCUCCGCAAACUGCUCAUGCUCACCAGAGACAGGACCCUUCCUUUACAAACUGUUGACCAGCUGAAAUGGGACCUGGGUUUGCCGUAUGAUUACCAUCAUUCAUUGAUUCCACUGCGGCCCGAGUUUUUCUCUUUGGUCCACCUCCCUGACAAGCGCGAUGGCUUGAAACUCUUGUCCUGGGAUGAUGAACUUGCCGUUUCCGAAUUGCAAAAGAAUGCUGCUUUACAACAGAACGAAGAAGACGUGAAAAAUGGUUGCUUAGCCUUUCCGAUUGGAUUUACGAGGGGUUUUGGGUUGAAAAGAAAAUGUAUGGAGUGGUUGAGAGAGUGGCAGAGGCUCCCUUACACUUCUCCAUAUUCUGAUGCCUUACAUUUGGACCCCCGCACAGAUGUAUCUGAGAAGAGGAUUGUUGGAGUCUUUCACGAGCUUCUUCACCUAACCAUACAAAAGAGAACUGAGCGGAAGAAUGUGAGCAACCUCCGUAAGCCACUGGCCUUGCCCCAGAAGUUCACUAAAGUGUUUGAGCGCCAUCCCACCAUUUUUUACAUCUCCAAGAAGAAUGACACUCAGACAGUCGUUCUGAGGGAAGCCUAUGACCAUCAGCAACUCUUGCAGAGACACCCCCUUGUAGAAAUUAGGGAAAGAUUCGCAAGCAUGUUGAGGAAAGGGCUUUUGGAUAGGAGCAGGGGGUUAUACAAGAAAAGUGCUGGCCCUGGUCUAGAACAAGAUCGGUCAAAUGAUGUUUUUGGUGAUGAAAUGACUGAUAAUCAGUGUAGUUCUGAAGAGUCAGACUGUAAUUUAUUUUCUGAAUAUGAUUCAGAUGACUCUAUACACGAUCGUUGUUGAGUUUUGACAGUGCCAAUAAUUAUAUUGAGAUUUUGAAAUCAUGUAAAGCACCAACUUGGGUGAACAAAUAUUUGUCAAGAUAGUGUAUCAGAUUGUCAAUACAAUAUGCGAGCUAUAUGCCUAUGACUGAGUUGAUUGUUGAAGCUGUUAGCUGCUCUGAGAUGAUGAAAGCCGAGCCACUUAUGUUGGACCUGGGUGGAACAUCAACAGAACUCCACCUGGGUGAGUAGUGUUCCCCAGAAAUCUUGUAAGAUCCAUGUGACCAGUAUUACAUCAACUCAUUCUGCUCAAGCUACUGCACACACUCAAGCCACUGCUCAAGCUACUGCACACGUCAAAGCUGCAGGCACAACUACUGAACCAGAAGAUGCAGAAGCUGCAGACACCACACCAUACUCUCCCUAACCUUCCUAAUGAUUC